Molecule: messenger RNA, 798 nt
Organism: Penicillium daleae
Lineage: Eukaryota; Fungi; Ascomycota; Eurotiomycetes; Eurotiales; Aspergillaceae
Exons: 3
Coding region: 1-798 (265 amino acids)
Molecular function (GO): metallopeptidase activity
Source: RefSeq, a predicted model, not a curated record
AUGGUAUCCCGUGUUCUCAAGGCACUCACAGCCAAAGACUCGAAUGAUGAGGCCCAAUCUUGGGAUAAACAAACGGCACUCAUAGUACUUGGUAACUACUUUAGUCCCGACAAAAAGACAGCUGGAGGUCCUACCCAGCAGGAAAUCGUUGUCGAUGUGUUGACGAACAUGGUUUACCCCCCUGGCAAGACUCCCGGGACUGGUUCCGCUCUGUUUAUAGCUAUGACGAUUGGCAAUGGUCUCGAUGAAGAGAGCUGCUCCGCUAAAGAUGCUGAUGGGAAGCCGAGCAGUGUUGCGGCGUACACGGUUUCUGGAGGAAACUGUGGCACAUCAAUCUACUUCUGCGACAAUGAUAGGGUCAAUCCGUUCAAGUAUCCGGAUCUUUCUGGACUACCGACGGAUGCGGCCCAGUGCAAAAAGACCUUCAAGGAUGGCAAGGUGUCCUAUAAAAUGGCGCCAUUGGCUUAUAUCCUGAUUCAUGAGCUGACCCACACUCUCGAGGUCAGCGAACUUCCAUUCAAGAAAGCCAAGGUUACGGACAAGCUGCAGGCCACGGAUGAUCCUGCGUAUGGGCCCCAGAAAGUAAGAGCACUCAGGGAUAAGCCAGAGAAUGGGAGGUACGCUGCUACCAAGGACGUUCUGCUGGGUCCAAUUGAAAAUGCAGACAGUUACGCGUGGUUUGUUGUUGAGGCCUACUUUUCUUUGCUCUGCCACGAGAGAUUUGGUGCACCUACCUCGAACCAGAUGGCUCCCGAUGGAGUUUGCGCGAACGGGCCCGACAAGUGCACCCUCAUGUAA